Orycteropus afer afer is the source of this 911-nucleotide messenger RNA. It is a transcript of the gene RGN, whose product is annotated as regucalcin. Gene Ontology annotation, molecular function: gluconolactonase activity; enzyme regulator activity; calcium ion binding. Gene Ontology annotation, biological process: L-ascorbic acid biosynthetic process. The record is from RefSeq and is a predicted model, not a curated record. Lineage: Eukaryota; Metazoa; Chordata; Mammalia; Tubulidentata; Orycteropodidae.
CCACUCUGACAAUGUCUUCCAUUAAGAUUGAGUGUGUUUUGCAAAUGAACUGCCGGUGCGGUGAGUCUCCAGUGUGGGAGGAAACGUCCAACUCUCUGCUCUUCGUAGAUAUUCCUGCAAAAAAAGUUUGCCGGUGGAAUUCACUUACCAACGAAGUGCAGCAAGUAACCAUGGAUGCCCCCGUCAGCUCUGUGGCCCUUCGCCAGUUGGGAGGCUAUGUCGCCACAGUUGGAACAAAGUUCUGUGCUUUGAACUGGGAAGAUCAGUCAACAGUUGUCCUGGCCACAGUAGAUAAAGACAAGAAAAAUAAUCGAUUCAAUGAUGGGAAGGUGGAUCCUGCUGGGAGAUACUUUGCUGGUACCAUGGCUGAGGAAGUAGCCCCAGCAGUUCUUGAACUGCACCAAGGGUCCCUGUACUCCCUUUUUCCUGACCACCAUGUGGAAAAGUACUUUGACCAGGUGGACAUCUCCAAUGGUUUGGAUUGGUCCCUAGACCACAAAAUCUUCUAUUAUAUCGACAGUCUCUCCUACUCUGUGGAUGCCUUUGACUAUGACCUGCAGACAGGACAGAUAUCCAACCGCCGAAGUGUUUACAAGUUGGAAAAAGAAGAACAAAUCCCGGAUGGAAUGUGUAUAGAUGCUGAGGGGAAGCUUUGGGUGGCCUGUUACAAUGGAGGAAGAGUGAUUCGUUUAGAUCCUGGGACAGGGAAAAGACUCCAAACUGUGAAAUUGCCUGUUGAUAAGACAACUUCAUGCUGCUUUGGAGGGAAGGAUUACUCUGAAAUGUAUGUGACCUGUGCACGGGAUGGAAUGGAUUCUAAGAGUCUCUCGAGGCAGCCUGAAGCUGGUGGGAUUUUCAAGAUAACUGGCCUGGAGGUCAAAGGAAUUUGUCCCUAUCCUUACACAGGAUAA